AUGGCAUCAGCAAGUGAUAUAUUAAGUUACUUAGAGCCCGGAUAUUUAAGAUCAGUCGAUAGAGCCAAGUUCUCAUUCUAUCUACCAAAUAUUGAUGCGAAGCUCAUUCCUGAGACAAGACAACUGUUGGGAAAGUAUAGCCAUAUUCCACCGGAGGAGCAAUCCAAGCAUGUUCAUGAAAUCCGUGACCAAGCUUGGGACAUUCGCGCGUACCCUUGCACUGGGGUUGGUGCAUGGCUUGUACCUCAACUCUGCCGGAACCCUGUGUAUCCUGAGAUUCUGGAGCGGAUCCAGGCCGUCUACAACGGUGCGCCCUCAGACAAAAUUUAUGCUAUCGAUAUUGUGAGCCAUUGGAAUAUGGGAUACAACUUGUUCCGCGACCGGGAUCGGUUUUCUGCACAGUUCAUCGAAGCGGAUAUCGUAUCCGAGUCCGAAGUACUGGCGCCAUUGAGAGGUCAAGUGGGACAAGUCAAAGCAGCCAAACAGUUGAUUACAUUUACCAAAGGGCCUGGCCCCGUGAUUGUAGGAAAUCAGAUUGGAAACUACAAAGCACAAGAAGUAACUCUGAAGUCACUCGUCGUUCCUAUGUGGCGACACAGCCCGGAAUCUUUUGAGAAAGUAUGGGAUCAGGUUGGACAGGAGACGGGGACAAAGUGGGAAACUCAGGCAUGGAUGAGAUCCUUUGAGGAGAUGGCAUUUGGUGCUAAAGAUGGUGCUUGGGGGGAAGAUGCAGUGGCGAUUGUUGAGUUUGUUGUGAAGAGGAUCGAAUAG
This is a messenger RNA of Botrytis fragariae, 771 nucleotides long. Its product is annotated as putative methyltransferase domain-containing protein. The record is from RefSeq and is a predicted model, not a curated record. The transcript is spliced from 5 exons. Lineage: Eukaryota; Fungi; Ascomycota; Leotiomycetes; Helotiales; Sclerotiniaceae. Bases 1 to 771 code for a protein of 256 amino acids.